AUGUCUUAUUGUGAGCCCAUAAUCGUUCUCGGUUUAUUAAUUCUUCCUUUUUUAUACGAUUUGAGUGAAAAAUGUCGAUAUUAUUUUCGAUUUGCUUUAUUUUAUACGAUUUUAAUGGUUAACUCUAUAAUAUUAAUUCCUUGGUUGCUUUAUAAGCCUUUUGAACGGAGUAAUAUACAGAUUAUAAGUUUAUGGUGUCGUCACAUAUCCUGGUUGCUGGGUCUUCGUUGGAAUAUCCAUGGUACCCAUAAGCUCGACAACAAGAAGUCUUUUAUAAUGGUUGCAAAUCAUCAAAGUAGUCUUGAUCUUUUAGGUAUGUUUGAGAUAAUACAUUAUCUACAGUUUCCAAUGACCAUUAUGACAAGAUUGAGAGUGAUUUUGAUUUCGCCUCUUGGACUAGCAAUGUGGUUAUCGGGUGUAGUUCUUCUGAAACCACAGCAGACGAUGAGCGAUUUGAAGGCUAAUAUUUAUAGAAGAGGCAGUAUAAAUAAUAAUAUUAAAACAGGCAUUGGUGAUAAGAUUCAGAAAUUUGAUAAGCAUGCUUUUUCUUUUGCAAUCGAAGAUGAUUUACCAAUAGUGCCUGUUGUGUUUGGCUCGUACAAAAAGAUAUUCGAUGAUGACCAGAAGUAUUUUAAUACAGGUUAUGUGAACAUUACAAUACUACCAGAAAUAAGAACAGAAACCUAUACCGAGAAGAUGUAA
Ctenocephalides felis (cat flea) is the source of this 702-nucleotide messenger RNA. Its product is annotated as 1-acyl-sn-glycerol-3-phosphate acyltransferase alpha-like. Gene Ontology annotation, cellular component: endoplasmic reticulum. The record is from RefSeq and is a predicted model, not a curated record. The coding region runs from base 1 to 702 and encodes 233 amino acids. Gene Ontology annotation, molecular function: 1-acylglycerol-3-phosphate O-acyltransferase activity. Gene Ontology annotation, biological process: phosphatidic acid biosynthetic process. Lineage: Eukaryota; Metazoa; Arthropoda; Insecta; Siphonaptera; Pulicidae. The transcript has 5 exons.